Molecule: messenger RNA, 1287 nt
Organism: Coffea arabica (coffee)
Lineage: Eukaryota; Viridiplantae; Streptophyta; Magnoliopsida; Gentianales; Rubiaceae
Source: RefSeq, a predicted model, not a curated record
ACAAAAAUCUAUCUCAAAUUCAGAAGCCAAGAAAGCUGAAAAUUUCAGAAAAGAAAACUCAAGAGUAUCAAUGGAGUUGAUACAUCAUGAAGUAGUACUCCAGAGUGCUUCUCCAUACCUAAGUGCUCCCACUAGUCCAAAGACUCCAAACCGUGGCAUGCAAUUUUAUACUGCACCUUCCAGUCCUGCAGAAGAAGCACUAGGGGAUGAUCUAUUUUUUGAUGAUUUUGAGUUCUCAACAAGUCAAAAAUUCGAUGACUUCAUUGAUCUAGAGAUCAGCCAGAAUUCUGAACAUAUCCCGGUGAAUGAUCAGCCUCAGCAGCAGCAAGGAAAGCCAAGAAGAGAGCGCGGAGGAUCACUACCAACAAUGGCAUUUGCCGAUGAGCUUUUCUACAACGGCCUAGUCAUGCCUCUAAAGCCUCCACCUAGGCUUCAAACGAGUCAAGAAAAUGGAAACAGUUUCAGACAAGGGUCAGUUCCUUCAUCACCAAAAUCACCUCAGAGUUCAAGCUUUAUUAAGGUUCCAUUUGUUCACAAGGCCGUGUGGAACGAUGAUUUUGAUCCCUUCAAGGUUGCGUUGCAAAAAGUAUCGAAGGAGAGUAGGGGACGAGCUAGCAAUGCCCGAGGUAGCCACAGGCGAACGAGGUCUCAUUCACCGUUUAGGACGACUAAUUCAUGGAGAUGGAAUGAUCAGCAUGAUGAAGCAAAAGAGGAUAAAAUUUUGAAAGAUCAGGAAGUCUUUGGACAAAAAUUUGGUCUGCCGAAGGAGCCUAAGGGCUCUCCUUAUGCAAGGUUUGUUAUUAAUCAAAACAAGCAAGUGGAAGAAAUCGAGAAAGGACGGAAAAAGCCUCAGAAAUUGCAGUCUGGAGGAAGGAUUAGGCCUGUGAAAAUGGACCAUGAAGAAAAUGCAGUAGCUGCAUGGAAAAAUAAUGUCACUGUGGAACGUGGAAUGAAGAAGAUAAGAAGCAUUUUCUUGAAGUAUGCAUUAUUUGGGAGGGAGAAUAGUGACGAAAAAGCAAGUAACUAUCAAAGCUCUACAUUAUGGAAGUCGAAUUAUUUCAAGAAAUUAAGCUUCAAAGUCAAGGGAAACAAUAAUCCUAAUGGAAACAUGAAAAAAAGAGGGAUAGAAGAAGAAGAUCCAAAGAUGCAAGUCAUAGAAUCCAAGCGCAACAAGCCUUCUUUAGCUCUUUGCUUGGGGUAUGGAUUUGAACACCAUAAAAACAUGGAUUAUAGCCUAUGAUACAGGUGAAGCAUGUCCAAGAAUAAAAUUCCAGAACCACAUAUGUA